Mustela erminea (ermine) is the source of this 16086-nucleotide messenger RNA. RefSeq names its product ryanodine receptor 2 (gene RYR2). The record is from RefSeq and is a predicted model, not a curated record. The transcript has 106 exons. Gene Ontology annotation, cellular component: Z disc; calcium channel complex; sarcoplasmic reticulum membrane. Lineage: Eukaryota; Metazoa; Chordata; Mammalia; Carnivora; Mustelidae. Gene Ontology annotation, biological process: intracellular calcium ion homeostasis; calcium ion transmembrane transport. Gene Ontology annotation, molecular function: calcium ion binding; protein binding; ryanodine-sensitive calcium-release channel activity. Bases 346 to 15273 code for a protein of 4975 amino acids.
UCGCUCGCGGGAGUCUGGGCCGAGUAGUCGGCGGCGGCAGGCAGGGAGCGCGGGGCCGGCGCGGCUGGGCUGCGGGGUCACCCUCCUCCCGCACAGUGCGGCGCAGGGAGGCUCCCGCCUCGGCCGCCCCCGCCCGCGCCUCCUCCCCCGCUCUGCAGGCGGGGACCGCCCGGCGCUCGCACCCGGCCGCCGCGGCCCCCUCCGCCCCCGGCUCCGGGCAGCGCCGCGGCAGUAGCGGCAGCACAGCGGCGGCAGCAGCGGCAGGAGGCAGCGCGAGGGGCCGCCGCCAGCGCCGCCGGGCUCCGCGGGGCUCAGGAGGCAGCGCCGGCGAGGAGGCGCGGAGCCAUGGCCGAUGGGGGCGAGGGCGAGGACGAGAUCCAGUUCCUGCGAACUGACGACGAGGUGGUUCUGCAGUGUACCACGACCAUCCAGAAAGAGCAACAGAAGCUGUGUUUGGCCGCAGAAGGAUUUGGCAAUCGGCUUUGUUUCUUGGAGUCCACUUCAAAUUCCAAGAAUGUUCCCCCAGACCUCUCCAUCUGCACCUUUGUGCUGGAACAGUCUCUCUCUGUCCGGGCCCUGCAGGAGAUGCUGGCUAACACCGUGGAGAAGUCAGAAGGGCAAGUUGAUGUGGAAAAAUGGAAAUUCAUGAUGAAGACUGCUCAAGGUGGUGGUCAUCGGACACUCCUCUAUGGACAUGCCAUAUUGCUCCGCCAUUCCUACAGUGGCAUGUAUCUCUGCUGCCUGUCCACCUCCCGGUCUUCAACUGAUAAACUGGCCUUUGAUGUUGGCUUGCAAGAGGACACAACAGGGGAGGCUUGCUGGUGGACCAUUCAUCCCGCCUCCAAGCAGCGGUCGGAAGGAGAGAAGGUUCGAGUUGGAGAUGACCUCAUCUUGGUCAGUGUGUCCUCUGAGCGGUACCUGCAUUUGUCUUACGGCAAUGGAAGCUUACACGUGGACGCUGCUUUCCAGCAGACUCUCUGGAGCGUGGCCCCCAUCAGCUCAGGAAGCGAAGCCGCCCAAGGGUAUCUAAUUGGUGGUGACGUCCUCAGGUUGCUGCACGGACACAUGGAUGAAUGCCUCACUGUCCCUUCAGGAGAACACGGGGAAGAGCAGCGGAGAACUGUUCACUAUGAAGGUGGUGCUGUAUCCGUUCAUGCACGUUCCCUGUGGAGACUAGAGACACUAAGAGUUGCGUGGAGUGGAAGCCACAUAAGAUGGGGACAGCCUUUCCGACUACGCCAUGUCACAACAGGAAAAUACUUGAGUCUCAUGGAAGACAAAAGCCUUCUGCUCAUGGACAAAGAAAAGGCUGAUGUAAAAUCAACGGCAUUUACCUUCCGAUCUUCCAAGGAAAAAUUGGAUGUAGGCGUGAGAAAAGAAGUUGAUGGCAUGGGGACAUCUGAAAUAAAAUAUGGAGACUCAGUAUGCUACAUACAACAUAUAAAUACGGGCCUGUGGCUGACUUACCAGUCUGUGGAUGUGAAAUCAGUGAGGAUGGGAUCCAUACAACGUAAGGCUAUUAUGCAUCACGAAGGUCACAUGGACGAUGGCUUGAAUUUAUCUAGAUCUCAGCAUGAAGAAUCGCGGACUGCACGAGUCAUCCGGAGUACAGUUUUCCUUUUCAAUAGAUUUAUAAGGGGCCUUGAUGCACUCAGCAAGAAAGUGAAGUCUUCCACGGUGGACCUCCCUAUAGAAUCUGUGAGUCUAAGUCUGCAGGACCUGAUUGGUUACUUUCACCCCCCAGACGAGCAUUUAGAGCAUGAAGACAAGCAGAACAGAUUGCGAGCUCUGAAGAACCGGCAGAAUCUCUUCCAGGAAGAGGGAAUGAUCAACCUCGUGCUCGAGUGUAUAGACAGGCUGCACGUGUACAGCAGCGCGGCCCACUUUGCUGAUGUCGCCGGGAGAGAAGCCGGCGAGUCCUGGAAGUCGAUUCUGAAUUCUCUCUAUGAGUUGCUAGCGGCUCUAAUUAGAGGAAAUCGUAAAAACUGUGCUCAAUUUUCUGGCUCCCUUGACUGGUUGAUCAGCCGAUUGGAAAGACUAGAAGCUUCUUCUGGUAUUCUUGAAGUUUUACACUGUGUGUUAGUAGAAAGUCCAGAAGCUCUAAAUAUUAUUAAGGAAGGACACAUUAAAUCCAUAAUCUCCCUUUUAGACAAGCAUGGGAGAAACCACAAGGUUCUGGACGUCUUGUGUUCUCUCUGUGUCUGCCAUGGAGUAGCGGUCCGUUCCAACCAGCAUCUCAUCUGUGACAAUCUGCUGCCAGGAAGAGAUCUACUGUUGCAGACACGUCUUGUGAACCAUGUCAGCAGCAUGAGACCCAACAUUUUUCUGGGCGUCAGUGAAGGGUCCGCUCAGUAUAAGAAGUGGUACUAUGAGCUGAUGGUGGACCACACGGAGCCGUUCGUGACCGCCGAAGCCACGCACCUGCGGGUGGGCUGGGCGUCCACCGAAGGGUACUCGCCCUACCCAGGAGGCGGUGAGGAGUGGGGUGGAAACGGCGUCGGAGAUGACCUCUUCUCCUACGGAUUCGAUGGCCUUCAUCUCUGGUCAGGCUGCAUUGCUCGUACUGUAAGCUCACCAAACCAGCAUCUGCUGAGAACGGAUGACGUCAUCAGUUGCUGUCUAGAUCUGAGUGCCCCGAGCAUCUCAUUCCGAAUCAACGGACAACCUGUUCAAGGAAUGUUUGAGAAUUUCAACAUUGAUGGCCUCUUCUUUCCGGUUGUUAGUUUCUCUGCAGGAAUAAAGGUACGCUUUCUGCUUGGGGGGAGACACGGAGAAUUUAAAUUCCUCCCGCCACCUGGGUACGCUCCUUGUUAUGAAGCCGUUCUGCCGAAAGAAAAGUUGAAAGUGGAGCACAGUCGAGAGUACAAGCAAGAAAGGACUUACACACGGGACCUCCUGGGGCCCACGGUCUCCCUGACGCAGGCUGCCUUCACGCCCAUCCCUGUGGAUACCAGCCAGAUCGUGUUGCCUCCUCACCUAGAGAGAAUAAGAGAAAAACUGGCAGAGAAUAUCCAUGAACUCUGGGUUAUGAAUAAAAUUGAACUUGGCUGGCAGUAUGGUCCGGUUAGAGAUGACAAUAAGAGACAGCACCCGUGUCUGGUGGAGUUCUCCAAGCUGCCUGAGCAGGAACGCAAUUACAACUUGCAGAUGUCUCUGGAGACCCUGAAGACUUUGCUGGCGUUAGGAUGUCAUGUGGGUAUAUCAGACGAACAUGCUGAAGAAAAGGUGAAAAAAAUGAAGCUGCCUAAGAAUUACCAGCUGACAAGUGGGUACAAGCCUGCCCCAAUGGACCUGAGCUUUAUCAAACUCACCCCAUCUCAGGAAGCGAUGGUGGACAAGUUGGCAGAAAAUGCCCAUAAUGUGUGGGCCCGGGAUCGAAUCCGGCAGGGCUGGACUUAUGGCAUCCAACAGGAUGUAAAGAACAGAAGAAACCCUCGUCUGGUUCCCUAUGCCCUUCUAGAUGACCGCACCAAGAAAUCCAAUAAGGACAGCCUCCGUGAGGCCGUGCGCACGCUGCUGGGGUAUGGCUACAACCUGGAAGCGCCAGAUCAAGAUCAUGCUGCCAGAGCGGAGGUGUGUAGCGGCACCGGGGAGCGGUUCCGAAUCUUCCGCGCCGAGAAGACCUACGCUGUCAAGGCAGGAAGGUGGUAUUUUGAGUUCGAGGCAGUCACUGCCGGCGACAUGAGGGUUGGCUGGAGCAGGCCAGGUUGUCAACCCGACCAAGAGCUUGGCUCCGACGAACGUGCCUUUGCUUUUGAUGGCUUCAAGGCCCAGCGGUGGCACCAGGGUAAUGAGCACUAUGGGCGCUCUUGGCAAGCCGGCGAUGUUGUGGGAUGUAUGGUGGACAUGACAGAGCACACCAUGAUGUUCACACUGAAUGGCGAAAUCCUUCUGGAUGAUUCGGGCUCAGAACUGGCGUUCAAGGACUUUGAUGUUGGCGAUGGAUUCAUUCCUGUCUGUAGCCUUGGAGUGGCUCAAGUGGGCCGCAUGAACUUUGGAAAGGAUGUCAGCACCUUGAAAUAUUUCACCAUCUGUGGCUUACAAGAGGGCUAUGAACCAUUUGCUGUUAACACGAACAGGGAUAUUACGAUGUGGCUGAGCAAGAGGCUUCCUCAGUUUCUCCAGGUCCCAUCCAAUCACGAGCAUAUCGAGGUGACCAGAAUAGACGGCACCAUAGACAGUUCUCCGUGUUUAAAGGUCACUCAGAAGUCCUUCGGUUCUCAGAACAGCAGCACCGAUAUCAUGUUCUAUCGGCUGAGCAUGCCCAUCGAAUGUGCAGAGGUUUUCUCCAAGACGGUGGCAGGAGGACUCCCAGGCGCCGGGCUCUUUGGGCCCAAGAAUGAUCUGGAGGAUUAUGAUGCAGAUUCUGACUUUGAGGUUCUAAUGAAGACCGCUCACGGCCAUCUGGUGCCAGAUCGAGUGGACAAAGACAAGGAAGCCACAAAACCAGAGUUUAAUAACCACAAAGAUUAUGCUCAGGAAAAGCCCUCUCGUCUGAAACAAAGAUUUUUGCUUAGAAGAACAAAGCCAGAUUACAGCAUGAGCCAUUCUGCAAGACUCACGGAAGAUGUCCUUGCAGAUGAUCGAGAUGAUUACGAUUACUUGAUGCAAACAUCCACGUACUAUUACUCAGUGAGAAUCUUUCCUGGCCAAGAACCUGCUAACGUCUGGGUAGGCUGGAUUACAUCAGAUUUUCAUCAAUAUGAUACAGGCUUUGACUUGGACAGAGUUCGUACAGUAACCGUUACUCUAGGAGACGAGAAGGGAAAAGUGCAUGAGAGCAUCAAACGCAGUAACUGCUAUAUGGUGUGUGCGGGCGAGAGCAUGAGCCCCGGGCAAGGGCGCAACAACAAUGGCCUGGAGAUUGGGUGCGUCGUGGACGCUGCCAGCGGGCUGCUCACGUUCACUGCCAACGGCAAGGAGCUGGGCACGUACUACCAGGUGGAGCCAAGUACAAAAUUAUUUCCUGCAGUGUUUGCACAAGCAACAAGUCCCAAUGUUUUCCAGUUUGAGUUGGGAAGAAUAAAGAAUGUGAUGCCUCUGUCGGCGGGAUUAUUCAAGAGCGAGCACAAAAACCCCGUGCCGCAGUGUCCGCCACGUCUCCACGUGCAGUUUCUGUCCCACGUCCUGUGGAGCAGGAUGCCCAACCAGUUCUUGAAGGUAGAUGUCUCUCGAAUCAGUGAGCGCCAAGGCUGGCUGGUGCAGUGUUUGGAUCCUCUGCAGUUCAUGUCUCUUCAUAUCCCGGAGGAGAACAGGUCUGUGGACAUACUGGAGCUGACGGAGCAGGAGGAGCUGCUGAAAUUCCACUAUCACACUCUCCGGCUUUACUCCGCUGUCUGCGCUCUUGGGAACCACCGGGUGGCGCACGCCUUGUGCAGCCAUGUCGAUGAGCCGCAGCUUCUCUACGCCAUCGAGAACAAGUACAUGCCCGGCUUGCUGCGCGCUGGCUACUACGACCUGCUGAUUGACAUCCACCUGAGCUCCUACGCCACGGCCAGGCUCAUGAUGAACAGUGAGUUCAUCGUGCCCAUGACGGAGGAGACCAAGAGCAUCACCCUUUUCCCUGACGAGAACAAAAAACAUGGCCUCCCGGGGAUUGGCCUUAGCACCUCCCUCAGGCCACGGAUACAGUUUUCCUCCCCCAGUUUUGUAAGCAUUAAUAAUGAAUGUUACCAGUACAGUCCAGAGUUCCCGCUGGACAUCCUCAAGGCCAAAACCAUUCAGAUGUUGACAGAAGCUGUUAAGGAGGGCAGCCUUCAUGCCCGGGACCCCGUUGGGGGGACAACUGAGUUCCUCUUUGUACCUCUCAUCAAGCUUUUCUACACUCUGCUAAUCAUGGGGAUCUUCCACAAUGAGGACUUGAAACACAUCUUGCGGUUGAUAGAGCCCAGUGUGUUCAAGGAAGCCACCACUCCGGAAGAGGAGACGGACACGCUGGAGAAAGAGCCCAGCCUAGAAGACUCCAAGCCAGACGGAGCUGGUGAAGAUGAAGCCAAAGGGGGUAAGAGGCCCAAGGAAGGCCUGCUCCAAAUGAAACUGCCUGAGCCAGUUAAAUUGCAGAUGUGCCUGCUGCUUCAGUACCUCUGUGACUGCCAAGUCCGGCACCGGAUAGAAGCCAUUGUGGCCUUUUCCGAUGACUUCGUAGCAAAGCUCCAAGACAACCAGCGUUUUCGAUACAACGAAGUAAUGCAAGCCUUAAACAUGUCAGCUGCCCUCACCGCCCGGAAAACGAAGGAAUUUAGAUCGCCCCCUCAAGAGCAGAUCAAUAUGCUUCUCAAUUUUAAGGAUGACAAAAGUGAAUGUCCAUGUCCUGAAGAAAUCCGUGACCAGCUUUUAGAUUUUCAUGAAGAUUUGAUGACACAUUGUGGAAUUGAGCUGGAUGAAGAUGGGUCUUUGGAUGGAAACAGUGACUUAACAAUUAGAGGACGCCUGCUGUCCCUGGUAGAAAAGGUGACAUACCUGAAGAAGAAACAAGCUGAAAAACCAGUUGAGAGUGACUCCAAGAAGUCCUCCACUCUUCAACAGUUGAUUUCUGAAACCAUGGUCCGAUGGGCACAAGAGUCUGUCAUUGAAGACCCUGAGUUGGUGAGGGCCAUGUUUGUGUUGCUCCAUCGACAGUAUGAUGGCAUUGGGGGUCUGGUCCGGGCUCUGCCAAAGACCUACACUAUAAAUGGUGUCUCCGUGGAGGAUACCAUCAACCUGCUGGCGUCUCUUGGUCAGAUCCGUUCUCUGCUGAGCGUAAGAAUGGGCAAAGAAGAAGAGAAGCUUAUGAUUCGUGGAUUAGGGGAUAUCAUGAAUAAUAAAGUAUUUUACCAACACCCUAAUCUCAUGAGGGCACUUGGGAUGCACGAGACAGUGAUGGAGGUCAUGGUGAAUGUCCUUGGAGGUGGAGAGUCCAAGGAAAUCACUUUUCCCAAGAUGGUGGCCAACUGUUGCCGUUUCCUUUGUUACUUCUGUCGUAUAAGUAGGCAGAAUCAAAAAGCUAUGUUUGAUCAUCUCAGCUAUUUACUGGAGAAUAGCAGUGUCGGUCUUGCCUCACCAGCUAUGAGAGGUUCAACGCCGUUGGAUGUGGCAGCCGCGUCGGUGAUGGAUAAUAAUGAACUGGCCUUAGCUCUGCGUGAACCAGAUCUGGAAAAGGUAGUUCGAUAUUUGGCUGGUUGUGGACUGCAGAGCUGCCAGAUGUUGGUGUCUAAGGGUUAUCCAGACAUUGGUUGGAAUCCAGUUGAAGGAGAGAGAUAUCUUGACUUUCUCAGAUUUGCUGUCUUCUGUAAUGGGGAGAGCGUGGAAGAGAACGCAAACGUUGUGGUGAGGUUGCUCAUCCGGAGGCCUGAGUGUUUCGGUCCUGCUCUGAGAGGGGAAGGUGGGAAUGGUCUGCUCGCAGCCAUGGAAGAAGCCAUAAAAAUAUCUGAGGAUCCCUCACGAGAUGGUCCGUCCCCAACUAGUGGAUCCAGUAAAACACUUGAUACAGAAGAGGAGGAGGAUGACACUAUCCACAUGGGAAAUGCCAUCAUGACCUUUUAUGCAGCCUUGAUUGACCUCUUAGGACGCUGUGCUCCUGAAAUGCAUUUGAUUCAUGCUGGUAAGGGGGAAGCCAUCCGAAUUCGGUCCAUUUUGAGAUCCCUAAUUCCGCUGGGAGAUUUGGUGGGAGUAAUCAGCAUUGCUUUUCAGAUGCCAACAGUAGCCAAAGAUGGGAAUGUGGUGGAGCCUGACAUGUCUGCAGGGUUUUGCCCAGAUCACAAGGCAGCCAUGGUUUUGUUCCUUGACAGGGUCUAUGGGAUUGAGGUUCAAGAUUUCCUCCUCCAUCUUCUCGAGGUUGGCUUUCUGCCAGAUCUCCGGGCUGCUGCUUCUUUAGAUACGGCUGCUCUGAGUGCUACAGACAUGGCCUUGGCCCUCAAUCGAUACCUUUGCACAGCCGUGCUGCCUCUGUUAACAAGAUGUGCCCCCCUUUUUGCGGGCACAGAGCACCAUGCUUCUCUCAUUGACUCCUUACUUCACACUGUGUACAGACUCUCUAAGGGCUGCUCUCUCACCAAAGCUCAGCGGGAUUCCAUAGAAGUUUGUUUACUCUCUAUUUGUGGCCAACUGAGACCUUCUAUGAUGCAGCACUUGCUCCGAAGAUUAGUAUUUGACGUCCCGUUAUUAAAUGAACAUGCAAAGAUGCCUCUUAAGCUGCUGACAAAUCAUUAUGAAAGAUGCUGGAAGUAUUACUGUUUGCCUGGAGGGUGGGGGAACUUUGGAGCUGCCUCUGAAGAAGAGCUUCAUUUAUCAAGAAAGCUGUUUUGGGGCAUCUUUGACGCCCUGUCUCAAAAGAAAUAUGAACAAGAACUUUUCAAACUGGCACUACCUUGCCUGAGUGCAGUUGCGGGAGCUUUGCCCCCAGACUACAUGGAGUCAAAUUAUGUCAGUAUGAUGGAAAAACAGUCAUCAAUGGAUUCUGAAGGGAACUUUAACCCACAACCUGUUGAUACCUCAAAUAUUACAAUCCCCGAGAAGCUGGAAUACUUCAUUAACAAGUAUGCAGAACAUUCUCAUGACAGAUGGUCAAUGGACAAGUUGGCAAAUGGAUGGAUUUAUGGAGAAAUAUAUUCAGACUCGUCUAAAGUUCAACCAUUAAUGAAGCCAUAUAAACUAUUAUCCGAAAAGGAAAAAGAAAUUUAUCGCUGGCCGAUCAAAGAGUCUUUAAAAACCAUGCUGGCGUGGGGUUGGAGGAUUGAGAGAACGAGGGAGGGAGACAGCAUGGCCCUCUACAAUCGGACGCGUCGCAUUUCUCAGACAAGUCAGGUUUCUGUGGAUGCUGCACACGGGUAUAGUCCCCGAGCCAUUGAUAUGAGCAACGUCACACUAUCCCGAGACCUGCACGCUAUGGCAGAAAUGAUGGCUGAAAACUACCACAAUAUAUGGGCCAAGAAAAAGAAAAUGGAGCUGGAAUCCAAAGGAGGUGGAAACCAUCCCCUGCUGGUACCCUAUGAUACACUGACAGCCAAAGAGAAGGCCAAGGAUAGGGAAAAAGCACAGGACAUCCUCAAGUUCUUGCAGAUCAAUGGCUACGCCGUAUCCAGGGGAUUCAAAGACCUGGAAUUGGACACACCGUCCAUUGAGAAACGAUUUGCUUAUAGCUUCCUUCAGCAACUCAUUCGCUACGUCGAUGAAGCCCAUCAGUAUAUCCUGGAGUUUGAUGGUGGCAGCAGAAGCAAAGGAGAACAUUUCCCUUAUGAACAAGAAAUCAAGUUCUUCGCUAAAGUUGUUCUUCCUUUAAUCGAUCAGUAUUUCAAAAACCAUCGUUUAUACUUCUUGUCUGCAGCAAGUCGACCUCUUUGUUCUGGAGGACAAGCAUCAAACAAGGAGAAAGAAAUGGUGACUAGCCUAUUCUGCAAACUUGGAGUUCUUGUCAGGCAUAGGAUUUCACUAUUUGGAAAUGAUGCCACAUCAAUUGUCAACUGCCUUCAUAUUUUGGGUCAGACCUUGGAUGCCAGGACUGUGAUGAAGACUGGCCUAGAGAGUGUUAAAAGUGCACUCCGAGCUUUUCUGGACAACGCCGCAGAGGACCUGGAGAAGACCAUGGAGAACCUCAAGCAGGGCCAGUUCACCCACACCCGAAACCAACCCAGAGGUGUCACUCAGAUCAUCAAUUACACCACGGUGGCUCUGUUGCCGAUGCUGUCGUCAUUAUUUGAGCAUAUUGGCCAGCAUCAGUUUGGAGAAGAUCUAAUAUUGGAAGAUGUACAGGUAUCAUGUUACAGAAUUCUGACUAGCUUGUAUGCUCUAGGAACCAGCAAAAGUAUUUAUGUGGAAAGGCAACGUUCUGCAUUAGGAGAAUGUCUUGCUGCUUUUGCUGGUGCCUUUCCUGUAGCAUUUUUGGAAACUCAUCUCGACAAACAUAACAUUUAUUCCAUCUACAAUACUAAGUCCUCACGAGAAAGAGCAGCUCUCAAUUUGCCAACUAAUGUGGAAGAUGUUUGCCCAAAUAUACCGUCUUUGGAGAAACUCAUGGAAGAAAUUGUGGAAUUAGCCGAGUCUGGCAUUCGCUACACACAAAUGCCCCAUGUGAUGGAAGUCAUACUGCCCAUGCUUUGCAGCUACAUGUCCCGGUGGUGGGAGCACGGACCCGAAAACAACCCGGAAAGGGCUGAAAUGUGCUGCACAGCGCUGAACUCCGAGCACAUGAACACGCUCCUGGGGAAUAUAUUGAAAAUUAUAUAUAAUAACUUGGGAAUUGAUGAGGGCGCCUGGAUGAAGAGGUUAGCAGUUUUUUCGCAGCCCAUUAUAAAUAAAGUGAAACCUCAGCUCCUAAAAACUCAUUUCUUGCCAUUAAUGGAGAAACUCAAGAAGAAAGCGGCGAUGGUGGUGUCUGAGGAGGACCAUCUGAAGGCGGAGGCCAGGGGGGAUAUGUCAGAGGCAGAACUUCUCAUUCUCGAUGAGUUCACCACGCUGGCCAGAGAUCUCUAUGCCUUCUACCCGCUACUGAUUAGAUUUGUAGACUACAACAGGGCAAAGUGGUUAAAAGAGCCUAACCCUGAAGCAGAGGACCUUUUCCGCAUGGUGGCCGAAGUGUUUAUCUACUGGUCUAAAUCCCAUAAUUUCAAAAGAGAAGAGCAGAACUUCGUGGUACAGAAUGAAAUCAACAAUAUGUCUUUCCUCAUUACUGACACCAAAUCAAAGAUGUCAAAGGCAGCUGUCUCUGAUCAGGAGAGGAAGAAAAUGAAGCGCAAAGGAGAUCGAUACUCGAUGCAGACGUCCCUUAUUGUGGCAGCUCUGAAGCGACUGCUGCCCAUUGGGUUGAACAUCUGUGCGCCUGGGGACCAGGAGCUCAUUGCUCUGGCCAAAAACCGAUUUAGUAUGAAAGACACUGAAGAUGAAGUACGAGAUAUAAUCCGCAGUAAUAUUCAUUUACAAGGCAAGUUGGAGGAUCCUGCUAUUCGAUGGCAAAUGGCUCUUUACAAAGACUUACCAAACAGGACCGAAGAUACGUCGGAUCCGGAGAAGACUGUGGAAAGAGUAUUAGAUAUAGCGAAUGUGCUUUUCCAUCUUGAGCAGAAAUCUACAUGUAUGCGCUGGAGAUAUUACAGUCUGGUGGAGCAUCCACAGAGAUCGAAGAAGGCUGUAUGGCACAAACUGUUAUCCAAGCAGAGGAAAAGGGCAGUGGUAGCCUGCUUCCGGAUGGCUCCUUUAUACAAUCUGCCAAGGCACCGGGCUGUCAAUCUCUUUCUUCAGGGAUAUGAGAAGUCUUGGAUUGAAACGGAAGAACACUAUUUUGAAGAUAAACUGAUAGAAGAUUUAGCAAAACCUGGAGCCAACCCUCCAGAAGAAGAAGAAGGCACGAAGCGAGUUGAUCCCCUCCAUCAGCUCAUACUUCUGUUUAGUCGAACAGCUUUAACAGAGAAAUGCAAACUGGAGGAAGAUUUUUUAUAUAUGGCGUAUGCAGAUAUUAUGGCAAAGAGUUGUCAUGAUGAGGAAGAUGAUGAUGGGGAAGAAGAAGUGAAGAGUUUUGAAGCCACAGGAUCCCAACGCAGCAAGGAAAAAGAAAUGGAAAAGCAAAAGCUACUCUACCAACAAGCCAGGCUCCACGACCGCGGGGCAGCUGAGAUGGUGCUACAGACCAUCAGCGCCAGCAAAGGGGAUACGGGACCAAUGGUAGCUGCGACUUUGAAACUUGGAAUUGCUAUCUUAAAUGGGGGCAACUCCACAGUGCAGCAGAAAAUGCUUGACUACCUCAAGGAGAAAAAGGAUGUGGGCUUCUUUCAGAGUCUGGCUGGCCUGAUGCAGUCCUGUAGUGUCCUCGACCUAAAUGCAUUUGAGAGACAAAACAAAGCUGAAGGACUUGGAAUGGUGACCGAAGAAGGAUCAGGAGAAAAGGUUCUCCAGGACGACGAAUUCACUUGCGACCUCUUUCGCUUCCUACAACUGCUCUGUGAGGGACACAACUCAGAUUUUCAAAAUUAUCUGAGAACUCAGACUGGCAAUAAUACGACUGUGAACAUAAUCAUCUCGACCGUAGACUACCUCCUGAGAGUCCAGGAAUCCAUUAGCGAUUUCUACUGGUAUUACUCUGGGAAAGACGUUAUUGAUGAACAAGGACAACGGAAUUUCUCCAAAGCAAUUCAAGUAGCAAAGCAAGUCUUUAACACUCUCACAGAGUAUAUUCAGGGUCCCUGCACCGGGAAUCAGCAGAGCUUGGCCCACAGCAGGCUGUGGGAUGCGGUUGUGGGCUUUCUUCACGUAUUUGCCCACAUGCAGAUGAAGCUGUCUCAGGAUUCCAGUCAAAUUGAGCUCUUAAAAGAAUUAAUGGAUCUUCAGAAGGAUAUGGUGGUCAUGUUGCUGUCCAUGUUAGAAGGAAAUGUUGUCAAUGGAACCAUCGGCAAGCAGAUGGUCGACAUGCUCGUGGAAUCUUCCAACAACGUGGAGAUGAUUCUCAAGUUUUUUGACAUGUUCUUAAAACUAAAGGAUUUGACAUCUUCUGACACAUUUAAGGAAUAUGAUCCCGACGGCAAGGGAGUCAUUUCCAAGAGGGACUUCCAUAAAGCGAUGGAGAGCCAUAAGCACUACACACAGUCCGAAACCGAGUUUCUUUUGUCCUGCGCGGAGACCGAUGAAAACGAGACCCUCGACUAUGAAGAGUUCGUCAAACGGUUCCACGAGCCUGCGAAGGACAUCGGCUUCAACGUCGCCGUUCUCCUGACCAACCUGUCUGAACACAUGCCCAACGACACCCGGCUGCAGACCUUCCUGGAGCUGGCCGAGAGCGUGCUGAACUACUUCCAGCCCUUCCUGGGCCGCAUCGAGAUCAUGGGAAGCGCCAAGCGCAUCGAGCGGGUCUAUUUCGAAAUCAGCGAGUCCAGCCGCACGCAGUGGGAGAAGCCCCAGGUCAAGGAGUCCAAACGGCAGUUCAUAUUCGAUGUGGUCAACGAAGGGGGAGAGAAGGAGAAGAUGGAGCUCUUCGUCAACUUCUGCGAGGACACCAUCUUCGAGAUGCAGCUGGCGGCGCAGAUCUCAGAGUCGGAUCUGAAUGAGAGGUCGGCGAACAAGGACGAGAGUGAGAAGGAGAAGCCGGAAGAACAGGGGCCCAGGAUGGGCUUCUUUUCCAUCCUGACGGUCACGUCGGCCCUGCUGGCUCUUAGGCACAAUGUCUUGACUCUCAUGCGAAUGCUCAGCCUGAAGAGCCUGAAGAAACAGAUGAAGAAGGUGAAGAAGAUGACCGUGAAGGACAUGGUCACAGCCGCCUUUUCGUCCUACUGGAGCGUCUUCGUGAGCCUCCUGCACUUCGUGGCCAGCGUUUCCAGAGGCUUCUUCCGCAUCGUCUGCAGCCUGCUGCUGGGGGGCAGCCUGGUAGAAGGAGCGAAGAAGAUCAGGGUGGCGGAGCUCUUAGCUAACAUGCCGGACCCCACCCAGGACGAGGUGAGGGGGGACGGCGAGGAGGGGGACAGGAAGCCCAUGGAGGCCGCCCUGCCCUCGGAAGACCUCACAGACCUGAAGGAACUGACGGAGGAAAGCGACCUCCUUUCGGACAUAUUCGGGUUGGAUCUGAAGAGAGAAGGAGGACAGUACAAACUCAUUCCUCAUAACCCGAACGCUGGCCUCAGUGACCUCAUUAGCAACCCGGUCCCCAUCCCCGACGUGCAAGAAAAAUUCCAGGAACAGAAGGUGAAAGAGGAAGAAAAGGAGGAAAAAGAAGAAAACAAAUCUGAACCCGAAAAGGCCGAGGGAGAAGAUGGAGAAAAAGAAGAAAAAACCAAAGAAGAGAAGGGUAAACAGAAGUUGAGGCAGCUCCACACACACAGAUAUGGAGAGCCAGAAGUUCCUGAGUCAGCGUUCUGGAAGAAAAUCAUAGCAUAUCAACAGAAACUUCUAAACUAUUUUGCUCGCAACUUUUACAACAUGAGAAUGUUAGCCUUAUUUGUCGCAUUUGCAAUCAAUUUCAUCUUGCUUUUUUAUAAGGUCUCCACUUCUUCUGUGGUUGAAGGAAAGGAGCUCCCCACACGCAGUUUGAGUGAAAACGCCAAAGUCAGCACCCUAGACACCGGCUCGCCCCGAAUCAUCGCGGUUCACUAUGUCCUGGAGGAGAGCAGUGGCUAUAUGGAGCCCACGCUGAGGAUCCUAGCUGUUCUCCACACAGUCAUUUCUUUCUUCUGCAUCAUCGGAUACUACUGCUUGAAAGUCCCAUUGGUUAUUUUUAAGCGAGAAAAGGAAGUAGCUCGAAAACUGGAAUUUGAUGGGCUUUAUAUUACAGAACAACCUUCAGAAGAUGAUAUUAAAGGCCAGUGGGAUAGACUUGUAAUCAACACACAGUCAUUUCCCAACAACUACUGGGACAAAUUUGUUAAAAGAAAGGUUAUGGAUAAGUACGGAGAGUUCUACGGCCGGGACAGAAUCAGCGAGCUCCUAGGCAUGGACAAAGCCGCUCUGGACUUCAGCGAUGCCCGGGAGAAGAAGAAGCCGAAGAAAGACAGCUCCCUGUCGGCUGUAUUGAACUCUAUCGACGUGAAGUAUCAGAUGUGGAAACUCGGAGUCGUCUUCACUGACAACUCCUUCCUCUACUUGGCCUGGUAUAUGACUAUGUCCGUUCUUGGACACUAUAAUAACUUCUUUUUUGCUGCUCAUCUUCUCGACAUUGCUAUGGGAUUUAAGACGCUAAGAACCAUUUUGUCAUCGGUAACUCACAAUGGCAAGCAGCUUGUAUUAACUGUUGGCUUAUUAGCUGUUGUUGUAUACCUAUAUACUGUUGUGGCAUUCAAUUUUUUCCGAAAAUUCUACAAUAAAAGUGAAGACGGUGAUACCCCCGAUAUGAAAUGCGAUGAUAUGCUAACGUGCUAUAUGUUCCACAUGUAUGUCGGGGUACGUGCUGGAGGAGGGAUCGGUGAUGAAAUCGAAGACCCAGCAGGCGAUGAAUAUGAGAUCUAUCGAAUCAUCUUUGACAUCACCUUCUUCUUCUUCGUGAUUGUCAUUCUCUUGGCCAUAAUACAAGGUUUAAUUAUUGAUGCUUUUGGAGAACUAAGAGACCAACAGGAGCAAGUCAAAGAAGACAUGGAGACCAAAUGCUUUAUCUGUGGGAUAGGCAACGAUUACUUCGACACAGUACCACAUGGCUUUGAAACUCACACUUUACAGGAACACAAUCUGGCCAAUUACCUGUUUUUUCUGAUGUAUCUCAUAAACAAAGAUGAAACAGAGCACACAGGACAGGAAUCUUAUGUCUGGAAGAUGUAUCAAGAAAGGUGCUGGGAAUUUUUCCCAGCAGGGGACUGUUUCCGGAAACAGUAUGAGGACCAGCUAAAUUAAACUCAGACUCAGAUCACCUCUGAAAACCAAAACAUACACAUUCAUUCUUUCUGUCUCGGUCUCUCUCCCUCUGUCUCUGCUCUCUUGGAAACAUCCUGCUGAUUUUGUGAAUUGCCAGCAUUCUCUUCUUUCUGGGAGCAGUGAACUCUGUUUCUGAAGAACUGACCAUGCUUUUCCCCCCACCUUCUGUAUUUUCUUUGAGAAUAAAGACUGAAGAAUAACCUAAAUUCCUACACAGACAAACUAGGAACUGUGGAAAGAACACCAUUUCGGACACUCUCGAUCAUAAUGCCAACAGACCAAUUUCCUUCCAAGACUCCUGGAAGUCCCCUUGAGCUUUGGGACAGUCACAGAGAAGCAUAACAGCCACACUCAUCCGGCCUCUUUAUUUCACCAUCCUGAAAGGAACUCUCUGAUGGUCACAGAGCACUGUAGCACUUAAGAGAUUGCCGUGGACACCAGUUACGAAGGGAAAUAGUGCCUUACUAUAUGUGGGUUGAGCUAUGCAGAAGAUAUGUGCAUGAAAAAACAUCUUUAUUUUCUUUAUGUCGAUUUUUUUUCUUUACUUAGUUAGAUUGAUUUUGUGGGUUUUUUUUCUUUUUUCUUUUCUCUGGUGGGGGAGGGUAAGAAAAGCAGUUUGUGCGCACCUUUUAAAAAAAAAAAGACGGGUGGCCUGUCUCAGGACUAGAGGAAGCUCUUCUCAUUCGCUAAAUUCACAUUUACCCUCCCCAUGUGCUCCUGCUCUUAUUUUGGUAAUGCUCUGAUGCAACACUGCAACUUUAUGAAAUCUUUGUAUGAAAACAAAAAGACUGC